Molecule: messenger RNA, 294 nt
Organism: Penicillium canescens
Lineage: Eukaryota; Fungi; Ascomycota; Eurotiomycetes; Eurotiales; Aspergillaceae
Exons: 1
Coding region: 1-294 (97 amino acids)
Source: RefSeq, a predicted model, not a curated record
AUGGCAGCCGUACGGAAUAUCCAACUACGCUGUAGCUCGGAUUACAACCCCAGAGGAACGACCUUGUCUCUUGGGUGGACAGGCGAAGAGCUGCGUCGCCAUCAUGCCGCCGGUUUACGUUGCGGCGAUGACCACGAUGUCUCAAAUCGCCGGACAACUGGCAUUCUACGCGUCAGCCUGGGAGCGAUGACCAACCUGGAAUAUAUUGACUCGCUAACCAAAUUUAUCGAGGAGUUCUAUGUAGAGAAAGUUCCUCCUGUUGUGCCAUUGGGUCUGCUGGCUUUACUGCUGUGA